AUGUCACUUUCACGCAAUUUGGUCGACCUUUAUGUACUGGCCAGCGCCGUUACCAAGGUUGGAUCGUGUGUGAUUGCCAAUCAAUCAGCCGCAAUAUGCCUUCAUGUAAAGACAUCCAGUAUUUUGAAUCCUACCACCAUCAUUGACGAAACAUCACAACCUCCUGCUCCUGCUUCUGCUUCUGCCUUCACAGCACAAGAGCAACCCCAAGGGGAGUCUCCAUCACCCAUCAAAGCGCCACCAGCUAAUCACACAACUGCCAUCGAAGUACCAUUCCCUGGAUUUGAAGAGAAUCCACCUCUUGCUCAACAAAACAAAGAAAUAGAUACCAUAGCACCUACCUCGUCAAUGACCCCUAGCAUGAAUGAAACUGCUGUGCCUGGAUCCGAACCUAUAGUACCCAAGCAAGAGCCGGUAACGAUGGAAACGCCAAAGAUAUCGACACCCGUUGCUGAAGACGUUGUGAAGGAAGUGCAGCAAAUUGUGGAAGAGACGAAGCGCAGAGAACUAAAGGAAUCACGAAUUCCUACAUCUCGGUUUGGCAGACUUUGGAACUACGGUACACUGGCUACUGGCAUGGGAAUGGGUGCGAUCAAUGAAUCAUUUAAACGAGCAACUGGAAUAUCGCAAGAGAGUUCUGGCUCAGUCAUGUUGAGUGAGAGCAACGUCAAUCGACUAGUUGACAAACUGUCUCGUAUGAGAGGUGCCGCAUUAAAGAUGGGGCAAAUGCUGAGUAUCCAAGGCAUUCAAGCAGCAGGCGACAAGACUGGAUUACCGCCUCAAUUAGAGCAAAUUCUACUGCGAGUGCAUGACAGUGCCAAUUACAUGCCUCGAAAGCAAAUGGAAAAGGUGAUGGCCAAGGAACUCGGUGGGGAUUGGCAAUCCAACUUUAGAGACUUUGAUCCCAUUCCUAUUGCUGCUGCCUCCAUUGGACAGGUGCACGCAGCUACAUUGGCAUCUACAAAUGAGCCUGUAGUCAUCAAAAUCCAAUACCCUGGUGUUGCAGAAUCCAUCGAUAGUGACUUGAGCAAUUUAAAGGCACUGGUGACAUUCAGCAAUCUGCUGCCUCGCGGACUUUAUUUGGACAACACCAUCAAGGUGACAAAAGAGGAGCUUGCUUGGGAAUGCGAUUAUGUGCGUGAGGCCAACAAUGCCAUCAAGUUCAAAGAGCUGUUGGCUGGCGAUGAUCGAUACAAGGUGCCUAGUGUGGUCAAGGAUCUUUGCACAACACGUGUGCUGGUUAGUGAGAGGUUGCAAGGACGUGUUCUGAGUAAAGCAGUGGAGGAAUCACAGGAGAUUCGUAAUGAGCUAGGCGAGCACUUGCUGCGUCUCUGUUUGCGAGAGGUCUUUUCAUUCAGAUUCAUGCAAACAGAUCCCAAUUGGUCCAACUUUUUCUACAACAAGAGUCAAAUUGAACUGCUUGACUUUGGAGCUUGCCGUGAAUUCCCCAAGGAGUUUCUGCAAAUCUAUGGCCGCAUUCUUAUUUCAGCAGCUAACAAUGAUCGUGAAGGUGUUUGGAACUACUCGAAACAGCUGGGCUUUGUCACGGGCUACGAGACAGAAGUGAUGCGCAACGCACACAUUGACAGUGUCAUGGUGUUGGGAGAGCCAUUCAGAGAGACAGCACCCGACAACUACGAUUUCUUGAGUCAAACCAUCACACAAAGGGUGCGAGAGACCAUCCCUGUCAUGCUGAGACAUCGCCUUACACCUCCACCCGAUGAAACCUACGGUCUCCACAAGAAACUAUCAGGCGCCUUCUUACUGUGUACAAAGCUCGGCAGCCGAUUCGACACAAAGGCAGUGUGGAAAGAGGAAGUGCAAGAUAAAUUCAAAAUGUAA
Molecule: messenger RNA, 1842 nt
Organism: Mucor velutinosus
Lineage: Eukaryota; Fungi; Mucoromycota; Mucoromycetes; Mucorales; Mucoraceae
Exons: 2
Coding region: 1-1842 (613 amino acids)
Biological process (GO): ubiquinone biosynthetic process
Source: RefSeq, a predicted model, not a curated record